This is a messenger RNA of Metarhizium acridum CQMa 102, 2430 nucleotides long. The record is from RefSeq and is a predicted model, not a curated record. Lineage: Eukaryota; Fungi; Ascomycota; Sordariomycetes; Hypocreales; Clavicipitaceae.
AUGCAGCUGAGCCCUUUACAAUCGCGCCUUGUCGCGUCGCUGACCGCUACGCUUUGUGUGGUGGCAUUGUAUUUAUUGCUAUCGUCGCCCAAAGGAGCUCUCGCCGCUGAGCUACCUCUCGACUCAUCCUCGUGGAUGGAUCUGGCCAUUCUCGAUACCGACAGAACCGAAUUGCAGACCUCGUCGUACGAACCAAUAUUUAGACUUUUCACCCGCAGCAUACUCGGACGGGCCCAAGAUGUUACGCCACUCGAGAACAACAGGCCCUUGGGAUUGAAUGUCGGCCCGGGCUCCCAACCAACAUGCUACAUUGUCAAGAAGGGUUCGUUAGGGGAUGGUCGAGGCAACAGUAAAAUCUACAUAUCAGCAAACACAUGUUUACAACCAACGAUCAAGGCGGGCAAGAAGGCCAUGUCCCCCGGACAGUUGACCUUGUUCGUAUCAAACGAUACCGACGCAGGAUGCCCCCAGAUUACAAGCACGGCCAAUGGCGUCGAAGCCAAAGGAUUUACCUCCAAAGUCUUCACGGAAGGCGCCGUCGCUUUUAGCAUCAACUCGACCAAUGAUGUCUAUGUUGCAAUCUACGCCCCCAAGCUGUCCGAUGAUUUCGAGGGGACUUACAACUUUGAAAUAGCGGCUUCGAAUAUCACAUAUUUUCACCGAUAUGAAGCAAGUGGCGGUGCAGAGCUUCUGUGGAUGGAUAGUGACUCAACCUCGGCCCUGCUUGUGACGCGAAAUCUCACCGACGACGUCAGCAACCUUAGACACGUAAUGAGCGAGGAUCCUCCCUAUCAGCUAUACGUCAGCGGCAAAGAUACAACGUCGUUGGAUGGGAUGCGCCGUUCAGCAUGCGGUUUCCAGAAGAACGCUCUCAUUGGCUCUAAUAACCAGGGCAACGCGAAGAAUAAUGCCAUGGUUAAGACGGCCAUGACACUUCGAGGACCAGGAGGGCUACCAAAGCAGCAGUUCUAUGUUGUGGGACUCAACGCGACGUCGGCCUACAGCGGCGUAUUGGUAAAGCCCGCUAAUGUCACUGUAAAUUCAAAGCGACAGAUAGGCGGUAGUGAUGUUCCAACGAACCCGGGUAGCAUUGUUUUCCAGGAAACAUCAUUUCAGACCAACGCCGCACCGAAUUGCAAAGUGGUGACAGACUUGGAAUUCUGUGACGAAAUUCAAUAUGCGGUGCCUGGAAAUGACGGAAAAUACAACAACACAGAGCUGGCAAAGGCUUAUGAUAACUAUGCCAAGAGAAUGUACGACAACUUUCUUAAAGUCAUGAUGCAAAUACAAUGCGAGACGGAUCGGACCUCGAGGUACUCGCUGGCUAGAACGUGCGACGAUUGCAAAAAUGCGUACAAGCGAUGGCUCUGCACCGUCAGUAUCCCACGAUGCGAAGACUUCCAGGGCGAGUCACGGUUCAGCGUUAUCCGCAACGUCGGCCAGCCUUUUCCCAACGGCACAAUGUUACCCGAUGAUAUCCGAACGAAUUUGGCACUGGUGCCAUCUCAGAAUGCGUCACGAAAUGCAUUCAUCGACACGGAUAUUCAGCCCGGACCGUACAGGGAAAUUAUGCCCUGCGAAGACAUUUGCUAUCAAGUGGUUCAGAGCUGCCCGUCAAAGAUUGGCUUCAAGUGUCCACAAGAGGGCAUGUACGCUUUCAACGUGAGCUACGGAAAACGAGAUAACGACAACUCCACUGUGUCAUGCAAUUAUCCAGGCGAGGCGCGAACCCCCGUCAAUGGAGCGGCAGCAUUUAUACCCAAUCUGAUGUUUUUGGCGGGUGUAUUGUCAUUAUCGAGUCUUUUCACGGCCCGCGCAGACCUCUCCUCUCGCGAAGCCACCCGCCUACUGGUCCCCAACGUCCUGUCCAACCCAGCCAUCAGCGCCAGACACAAGGCCAUCUCCAUCCUAGUCGCUAAUGCCGGCACAGGCCGCCGCAUCAGAGACAUCAAGGACAUUGAGGAAGACGAUUGGGACCUCACAUUGGAGAUUAACGCGCGGAGCCAGUUUGUCGUCACCAAGGCGUGCCUACCGGGCAUGAGGGACCAAGGCUGGGGGCGGGUGAUUCUGGUGGGCAGCAUCGCAAGCAGGGGAGGGGGCAUCAACGGGUGUCAUUAUGCAGCGAGCAAAGGGGCCAUGACGUCAAUGGGAUUGAAUCUGGCGACGAUCCUGGCCCCCGAAGGCAUCACAGUCAAUAUUGUCCAACCCGCCAUGAUAGGCGCCACAGGCAUGAUUCCCACGCCAAAGGCAACGUGCGUGUUACCUCUCCUUAUCACUGUUGAAUACUUACCAACAAAAGACAGCACCUGGCAAAGCAACACCGACCCGGAAGAACUUAGGUCGACGGAUCCGGGUCUCGCUAUUGCCAGCAGCGUGCCCGUCCAUAGACUAGGAGCGCCUGAAGAAGUGGCCAAUAUCGUCAUCUUGUAA